Messenger RNA from Closterium sp. NIES-65, 849 nucleotides. NCBI's taxonomy places the organism in Eukaryota, Viridiplantae, Streptophyta, Zygnematophyceae, Desmidiales, Closteriaceae. The record is from the annotation of a GenBank genome assembly.
AUGGGGGUGCCCUGCUACGGCCCCGCUACGGCCCCGUCGCCCACCUGCGGCCCAGUCGCCCACCACGACCCCAUCGCCACCUACGGCCCCGUCGCCCGCUGCGGCCCCGUCGCCACCUGCGGCCCCGCCACCUACGGCCCCGUCGCCUACCUGCGGCCCUACGGCCCCGUCGCCUACCUGCGGCCCUACGGCCCCGUCGCCUACCUGCGGCCCUACGGCCCCGUCGCCUACCUGCGGCCCUACGGCCCCGUCGCCUACCUGCGGCUCUACGGCCCCGUCGCCUACCUGCGGCCCUACGGCCCCGUCGCCUACCUGCGGCCCUACGGCCCCGUCGCCUACCUGCGGCCCCGGCCCCGUCCCCUUCCUGCGACCCCGGCCCCGUCGCCUACCUGCGGCCCUACGGCCCCGUCGCCUACCUGCGGCCCUCCGGCCCCGUCGCCUACCUGCGGCCCCGGCCCCGUCACCUUCCUGCGGCCCCGGCCCCGUCGCCUACCUGCGGCCUCGGCCCCGUCCCCUACCUGCGGCCCCGGCCCUGUUGCCUACCUGCGGCCCCGUCCCCUACACGCGGCCCCGUCGCCUCACUACGGCCCCGGCCCAGUCGCCCUCCUGCGGCCCCGGCCUCGUCACCUAACUGCGACCCCGGCCCCGUCGCCUCCUUGUGGCCCCAGCCCCGUUGUCACCUGCGGCCCCGCCACCUGCGGCCCCGUCGCCACCUGCGGCCCCGUCGCCCACUUCGGCCCCGAUGCCACCUGCGGCCCCGCCCACUUGCGGCCCCGACCCCGCCCCGGCCAUGCCCCGUCGCCAGCCGCGGCACACCGGGGGCACCUGCCGCUGGGGGGGAGGGUGUGA